UGGUGGUGGCCAUCCCGUCGUCUCCUUCGACUUCACUCCAACUCCUCCUCCACCUCCACCACCACCGCCCUCUCCCACCCUUCUCGAACCCGUUGCCGCCUGCCUCCUGCCUCCCGCCCCCGCUCCCGCCCGAGACCGUCCUAGUCAAAGCCUCGGAGGAGGCGGAGGCUGAUUGGUUCGACUCCUCUCGGAGGGUCGCUUGCUUCUGCGCGCGGCGACCAGCGGAGGCGGUGCUGCUGGUGGUGGUGCGAGUGACCGCCCGGGUCUCGUCGUGGUGCGGUGCGGUGCGGUGCGGCGGAGAUGGGCCAGGACCUCGCGGAGAUCCACCCGCGCGAGCUCCAGUUCACCUUUGAGGUGAAGAAGCAAAGUUCAUGUACAGUCCAUCUUGUCAACAAAUCCAAUGAAUAUGUUGCAUUCAAGGUUAAAACAACAUCUCCUAAAAGAUAUUGUGUUCGACCAAAUACUGGGGUUAUCCUUCCAAGAUCGACAUGUGAUUUCACAGUUACCAUGCAAGCACAACGUACUGCUCCACCAGACAUGCAAUUAAAAGACAAAUUUUUGGUGCAGACGACAGUUGUCCCUUAUGGAACAUCAGAUGAGGAUCUUGUUCCUUCUUUUUUUUCCAAAGAAACUGGCAGAUAUAUUGAGGAAAGUAAAUUGAGGGUUGUCCUUGUUAGUGCAUCUCAUCCUUUUGAAGAGCAGCCGACUAAUGGAAUUCCAAACACUGAGGCAGCUGUUGAAGUUCCUUUGAAGGAGGUGUUGAACGUUAGAAAUGAAGUACCAGUUACAGAGAGAGAGGUUCAUCCCCCUCUGGAAACAGACCCAGUUAUUAUUCCUGCACCCCACUACUCUGUCAAGGAGGCUCCAAUCCUGAGAGAAGUUCCUGUGCACAUUUCCCCUGUCAGGGAGACUCCAAUCCUGAGAGAAGUUCCUGCACCCGUUUCCCCUGUCAGGGAGACUCCAAUCCCGAGAGAAGCCCCUGCACCUGUUUCCCCGGUCAAGGAGACUGCAAUCCUGAGAGAAGUUCCUACGCCAUUGAAGGAGACACCUGUUAUAUUGACAGAAUCUCCGCCCCCUCCAAGAGAUACGCCUUCUGUUACUGUGGAAUCUAUCCAUCCUUUGGAACAAAACCUAGCAAGUUUGAAGGAAUCUCCUCUAGAAGAAACUCUUCCAAAAGCAGCUGUCAUAUUAAGUGAGCAAGGGGCUGUCAAUGUGCAGAGUCGUCAACUAUCCCAUGUAACGGAAGAUGUUCAGAACCUGAAGUCAAAGCUUAACAAUCUCGAACUAAAAUUGGAAGAGGCUGGAAAGAUGAUAAUAAAGCUGAGAGAAGAGAGCAGAACUACCACCCAGGAGCGGGAUAAGUUACAGCAGGAAAUGGUGUUUUUACGAAAGAAGGGGACCCCAAGGAGUCAAGUUGGUUUCCCCCUGCUGUUUGUGGUUUAUGUGGCGCUUCUUGGUACUUCUCUCGGUUACCUCCUGCGCCUAUGAGUUCGAUUUCUUCCAAAAAAUCCAUAAGCUGGAUGCUUCAGUCUGUCGCAAGAAUUGAAGGGCAGCCACACAUCAGUCUCGAAAGGGGAGCAUUCCUUAGCAUUGUGUUCACUAGCCAUUAUCAGUUGAGAUGGUUUUGCAUAUAACAAGGGUGCCAGUUGCCUGCGUGUAUAGAACAGCUUUUACAUCUGUACAGAACCGUCCAAUAGAUGCCUGCUGCACCAGUAGACUAACCUGGGGAGCCUCGCUGGAGUGUUUUUUUAUAGUGUGUUGGAUUCGGUUCUUUCUUAGAAUCGGUGCAGUUUUCUUUGUUGUUUUCCCCCUGGGCAGGUGUUAGUUUGCAUACUAUCAAGGUUGUAUUUUGAUUUAACAUUUGAAAGGCAACAAGAAGGUACCAAAGCAGAACCCUCAUUA
Oryza brachyantha (malo sina) is the source of this 1902-nucleotide messenger RNA. RefSeq names its product vesicle-associated protein 2-2-like. Bases 301 to 1488 code for a protein of 395 amino acids. NCBI's taxonomy places the organism in Eukaryota, Viridiplantae, Streptophyta, Magnoliopsida, Poales, Poaceae. The record is from RefSeq and is a predicted model, not a curated record. The transcript has 8 exons. Gene Ontology annotation, biological process: endoplasmic reticulum membrane organization. Gene Ontology annotation, cellular component: endoplasmic reticulum membrane; plasma membrane.